AUGCCUGACGUGCCUGAAUGUGGUGUGCUAGGAAAUUGUGAAUCGCCAGCGCCGUUCGCGUGGCCCUUCUCGCGCUUCUUGUUUAGCACAUUGCUGCCGCUACUACCGUCAUCUGAGCUCGCUGCGGAACUAGGCGCUUACUUGCGCCAUACAGCUAUCACCGAUGCUACCGAGGCGAUCAACCAAAUCGCUCGUUUCCUCAAUAUUAAGCCCGCCUUCUUCGGCACGGCUAGACCAAAAGACCGACGUGCUGUGACCUCGCAGAGGGUUAGCAUACGAAGAUUAUACCAUGAUCUUGAAGCAGAUGGUGCGGGAGAUCGGACUGGGAACGUACAAGAACCUUGCCACAGCUAA
Messenger RNA from Annulohypoxylon truncatum, 354 nucleotides. RefSeq lists its product as uncharacterized. Gene Ontology annotation, molecular function: RNA binding; pseudouridine synthase activity. NCBI's taxonomy places the organism in Eukaryota, Fungi, Ascomycota, Sordariomycetes, Xylariales, Hypoxylaceae. Gene Ontology annotation, biological process: pseudouridine synthesis. Bases 1 to 354 code for a protein of 117 amino acids. The record is from RefSeq and is a predicted model, not a curated record. The transcript is spliced from 2 exons.